CGCUGCGCCCAGGUGGCGGCUCAGAGCUUGUCAGCUAGUGUGUUGGCUGGAAGGCCGUUAGGGUUCCGGACCCGCUGGGGCCCAGUCUCUACCGUGAGGCGUCGGUGCGUCGGGGACCAUGAACCGCAGCCGCCAGGUGACGUGCGUGGCCUGGGUCCGCUGCGGCGUGGCCAAAGAGACGCCAGACAAGGUAGAGCUUAGUAAAGAAGAAGUGAAACGUCUCAUUGCCGAAGCAAAGGAAAAAUUACAAGAAGAAGGUGGUAGUGAUGAAGAGGAGACAGGUGAUCCUUCAGAGGAUGGCAUGCAGAGUGCCCGUACCCAGGCACGACCGAGGGAGCCCUUAGAGGAUGGCGACCCAGAGGAUGACAGGACCCUGGAUGAUGAUGAGCUGGCCGAAUACGACCUAGAUAAAUAUGAUGAGGAAGGUGACCCAGAUACUGAAACUCUUGGUGAAUCUCUUUUGGGUCUUACAGUCUAUGGGAGUAAUGAUCAAGAUCCUUAUGUUACUCUGAAAGAUACGGAGCAAUAUGAACGGGAAGAUUUCUUGAUUAAGCCCAAUGACAAUCUCAUAGUUUGUGGCAGAGCUGAACAGGACCAGUGCAAUUUAGAGGUACAUGUUUAUAAUCAAGAAGAAGAUUCUUUUUAUGUACACCAUGAUAUCCUGUUGUCUGCAUACCCUCUGAGUGUGGAAUGGCUGAAUUUUGAUCCUAGCCCAGAUGAUUCGACUGGAAAUUAUAUUGCUGUGGGAAACAUGACCCCCGUUAUUGAAGUGUGGGACCUUGAUAUAGUGGACUCUUUAGAGCCAGUCUUCACACUUGGAAGUAAGCUAUCAAAAAAGAAGAAAAAGAAAGGAAAGAAGAAUUCCUCAGCAGAUGGGCAUACUGAUGCUGUCCUUGACCUUUCUUGGAAUAAAUUGAUCAGAAACGUACUGGCAAGUGCAUCAGCUGAUAACACUGUAAUUCUGUGGGACAUGUCCUUGGGGAAACCAGCAGCUAGUCUUGCCGUACACACAGACAAGGUACAGACUCUUCAGUUUCAUCCAUUUGAAGCACAGACUCUAAUUUCUGGAUCAUAUGAUAAGUCAGUAGCUCUGUAUGACUGCCGGAGUCCAGAUGAAAGCCAUCGAAUGUGGCGAUUCAGUGGGCAGAUUGAAAGAGUGACUUGGAAUCACUUUUCACCUUGUCAUUUUUUGGCCAGUACAGAUGACGGCUUUGUAUAUAAUUUGGAUGCACGUUCAGAUAAGCCAAUUUUUACACUUAAUGCACACAAUGAUGAAAUCUCUGGUCUUGAUCUAAGCAGUCAAAUCAAGGGCUGUCUUGUGACUGCAUCAGCAGAUAAGUAUGUGAAGAUCUGGGACAUAUUAGGAGACAGGCCAAGUCUAGUUCACUCAAGGGACAUGAAAAUGGGAGUUCUCUUCUGUUCUUCCUGUUGUCCUGAUUUGCCAUUUAUUUAUGCUUUUGGAGGUCAGAAAGAAGGGCUUCGGGUCUGGGACAUAAGUACAGUCUCUUCAGUAAAUGAAGCAUUUGGAAGACGAGAGAGGCUUGUUCUCGGCAAUACAAGAAAUUCAUCUAUUAGUGGCCCUUUUGGGAGCAGAAGCUCAGAAACACCAAUGGAAUCUUAAAAAGCUGGCCUAAAAAUGUUCCCUGUGUAGCUGCAACCAUGCACACAACAAACAGAACUGCCAGACAUUCCUCUCUGCAACUGCGGGGGCAGCAGACAGGGCUGGUCGUUGUGCGUACCUUUCAAGCUUGUGAUAUGUAUGCUCCACCUGCAUUUCUUGAAAGGGAUAAUAAAAGUUUGUUUUUUUUUUUUUUUAA
This is a messenger RNA of Camelus dromedarius (Arabian camel), 1817 nucleotides long. RefSeq names its product PWP1 homolog, endonuclein (gene PWP1). Gene Ontology annotation, cellular component: nucleus. The record is from RefSeq and is a predicted model, not a curated record. Gene Ontology annotation, molecular function: protein binding. Lineage: Eukaryota; Metazoa; Chordata; Mammalia; Artiodactyla; Camelidae. Gene Ontology annotation, biological process: rRNA processing. The transcript has 15 exons. Bases 119 to 1621 code for a protein of 500 amino acids.